Paramuricea clavata is the source of this 1337-nucleotide messenger RNA. The record is from the annotation of a GenBank genome assembly. NCBI's taxonomy places the organism in Eukaryota, Metazoa, Cnidaria, Anthozoa, Malacalcyonacea, Plexauridae.
AUGGCCUUAAUAAAGCAAGCAGGUUUUAUCUAUUUAUUUGAUUCACAUGCCAGAGAUUUCAGUGGCAUGCCUGAUCCAAAUGGCACUGCGGUUGUCAUGAAAUUUACUAAUAUUCUAGAGUUAGAACAAUAUUUGUAUUGCCUUUCAAUGAACUUACAUACCAAUUCAUUUGAAAUUGUACCUGUGCAAUUAAAUAAAUGUAAUGCUUCAGAGCAAAAGAGUAAGUGUGCGAAAUAUCAUGAAUACCAUAAAAAAGGCUUUCAGUAGAAUCUGAAGGUGAUAAAAAAGCUAGACUUAAAAAAGCUAGUGAGUAUAAAAAAAGAAAGUAUUCAGAAGAAACUUAUAGCGAACAAGAAAUUAGACUUCAAAAGGAUCGCGAGUCUAAAAAAAGAAAGCGGUCAGAGGAAACUGACAGUGAUAGACAAAUCAGGCUUGAGAAAGAUAGACUUAAUAAAAAACAAAAGCGGGCAAAAAAAGUGUCACAGCCUCGACAUGAAAUAUUAAAUCAACAGGAUUAUUUGAAUCUGUUUGACAACACCAUUAAUGGUGGUAUUGAAGAGCAAUGUUGGGCUAAGGCUAACAUUAAUAAGUUUAAUAAGUCUGUGCAAUACAUUGUCAGUCAGUGUACAGAAUGUCAGGAGGCAUGGCCCUUGAAGUCUAAACCAAGGACACCUUACAUAUGUUCCCGAUGCUCCAGAGAUAAAAAAUCUCCUAAAAAGUUUUCUUGUGAAAAUUCAAUGAUACCUUCAUGUGUUCCACAUGAAUUGCAGAAUUUAACUCAGAUUGAGGAAAUGUUAAUUGCUCGUGCUUUGCCUAUCAUGAGAGUUUAUAUUAAACCUGGUGGUCAACGAAGUUAUUCGGGGCAUUGUAUUAACCUGCCACAAAAUGUCAAAGAACUUGCAAUGUCUUUGCCAAGAUAUCCUAAAGAUUUAGCUGUGAUUAUUGUCAAGGCUAAAGGUAGAGAAAACACAUUCAAAGAUGUGACCGUGCGAAAGAAAAAAGUGCACAAUGCUUUAGUUUGGCUUAUCAAUAAUAAUCCUCACUAUUCUGAGUUAUUAAUUAAUAAAGAUGCAUUAAAUUCCUUACCUGAAGAUGGUGUACCACCAGGUCUUAUGACUGUUGAGACUGAUGAUGAUAUAGUCUCAGAUGACAAUUGUUCUCCUGAUGUAGGCCCUCCUACUGAUAAUCCAUCAGAAGAUAUUGUUUACAAUGACUCAACUGAAAUGAGUAGUUUUUACCUGUUGGUGAACAACAACAGCAGGAAAUUGAAGCUGUUAGAAACCAGCUGUCUGAAAAUGAGCCAAUGCCAUGGCCCUCAGUUGAAAAUGAGCCUUUAA